UCCAAAGUCUCCGCUAUGAACCUUCACUGUUUCCGAUAAAGAGUUGAGGACGUAGUGAUAUAAUUCAACGACAAGUCAGAUUCAUUCUUGCUUUUUAAAUAGUGCGACUCGAUGACGGGUAAAUUUUGUAUUCUUCGAUAGUAUGACACAAAAGCGAGCUUGAUAGAAUUUUGUUUCUAUCUAUACUGGAAAAGUAAAAACUUAAUCUAGACGUUGUCUAAAUUGUUUUGUCUAAGGAAAUUACGUGCACACGUUGGUCACGAACAGUGAUCAAUGAUUAUUCAUUAAUCGACACUACGAAAUUUCGAUGUGUAGUGAUCUGUGAUAUUAGUCAUCAACAUGCCCGCUACGGCUAUGCAUAAAUUAAUAACGUUUAUAGGAUUUACGUCUAUAUUACACGCGGCUUAUUCUGCGGCGCAACAUCGUUCGUAUUUGCGAAUCACUGAACAAGAGUUUACUACUUUGCCAAUUGAUAUCUUAAUUCAAGGUAUAGCCAGUUUGUUUAUUGUCAUGUACGGUGUCAUGUACAUAGCUGGUGAUUUCAAAGAAAUUCGGGCAGUUGUUGACUUGGAAAAUAAAUCUUGGGAGACACUACGAAAUCUGCCAUCUUUUCAAGUAUUCAAUCAUCGUGGAAGAUCUCUCUCACCGGAAUAUAUAGUCUCAGGACUGUGAAUAAAAUGGCACUUCUUUGUACCAAAUUAUUGAGAAAAUAUUAGAUAUAUAAAUUUAUUUAUAUUCAUUUAAAUUAUGUCCUUCAACUUAGUAGAUAAUCAGGACAACAGUAAUAUAAAAUAUAUAAUGAUUUUAAAUACAUAUAAGUAUAUUUGUGUACAAAUCUGCAACCAAAUUCCUAUUGUGUUCAGUUAAUUCAUUAAAUAUUCAUUGUGAGUAGAAUGAAAUGUGUUGUGUCUAGAGCAACACACUUUCAGAGGGAUGUAAAAAUAUAAAAAGAGUAAUUGAAAAUGUUAAAACUGAAACAGCUAUGUGUGUAUAUAUACAGGCAUGAAAUUCAAUUAAUGAUUUAUUGCUAAAAACAAGUGACACCAAAUUGAUCUUCCUCUGUAAUUAAUUCAAAUUACGAGAUCUCAAACACGACGAGUGGUUUUGCAUACACAUUUCACACAAUUGUGACAGUAAAUAGUACGAAUAAAAAAGUUUCGCAAU
Harpegnathos saltator (Jerdon's jumping ant) is the source of this 1164-nucleotide messenger RNA. RefSeq names its product ER membrane protein complex subunit 5 (gene EMC5). The transcript has 3 exons. Lineage: Eukaryota; Metazoa; Arthropoda; Insecta; Hymenoptera; Formicidae. Gene Ontology annotation, cellular component: early endosome; Golgi apparatus; EMC complex. Bases 340 to 672 code for a protein of 110 amino acids. The record is from RefSeq and is a predicted model, not a curated record.